AUGGAUCAGAGGAUUUCAAUACGCAGGCGAGAAAUGGAUCCCAAGAUGCUUAACUGUACCGAUAAAAAUCGGUUCCAGAUGCUACACGCGAGUAGUGAUGUAGAACAUGAACAAAAUCAUACGUUUUUGAAAGUGAGUCCCGCUCUUUUCACGCAGGAUAAACUGCCGUUGUUCGAUUCUUUAGACUUAUACACUUCGUUGAUCAAAUGUAGCAAAUUCAUGGAGCAAGGAGAACGGCUGCAUAACCUUAGUUGGAGGAUCAUUAAUAAGUCGUUGUUGAAAGAUCAGAAUAUCAACAAGUCAAAGAGACGGGAUGGUGUACGGAACCUAUAUCACGUUAUUAAUCCUAUAAAGCAAACGCACUUAUUCCCACAACUGCAGCAACAGCUGCAGAAACCAAAAGCUGUGACACCGGCGUCACCAAAGACUCCAACUACAAUGGUAACUGCAGCUUCCACCUCGGCGACAUCGUCCGGUUCAUCAUCUGCGCUGUUGACACCAAUCUCUAGUGGGGCCUCGAUACCGAAAUCGACUGCUAAUACGCAUAUUACGUCAACAAGACCUCAUAUCUCAAUUUCGAAGAAACUGAUAUCACCUGUGUGUUCUUCACCUGAACCUCUACCGACGAAAAUGGAGGUUCCAUCAAGGUCCCAGGCAAACACCCCUGAUCUACGGAAAGAUUUGGCAAAGAAGAAAUUCGCUAUUUCUCCUGAAUUGGUCAAUGUACCGAAGAACCAUCAACAACAAUUACCUUUACCACCAUCAUCAUCAGAACCCCCGGUGUCAAAUCAUGUGCCUUUAUCGGAAACAAAGUCAAAUGCUCACUCACAGACUUCUUUGUUCAGUAGAAACCCAUCUAGUAAAUCAUUAUUUGCGAAAAAUCAACCUACUCCAUUCACCCCGGCCAAUGGAUCUACUAAUUCAUCUGCCAAUGGAUCUGCUGAAAACCUCAAAUCAAAUGAGAUGAAUCAUUCCUCGAGAACGUCAUCAGUUGCCAACAAUAUCGCUCAUACAUCUAGUAAUGGCACCAAAUCUGGAACGUCUGGUACUAUAAGUAAUGCAGCGCAUGUGCAUGCCGGACAAGAUCACAAGAAUAUGUUCUUUAGUAGUGAGGACGAAGAAUCUGAUUGGGACUCUCUUUCAGAUGAUAGUGAGAUAUACGAUGAAGAAGAAGAUAAUGAUCAAUAUUAUGAAAACCAAUGGGAUAAGCUGAUGUUCUCAAAGACACACCAAAACAAUAAUGUUCAUCAAGUGCCUUCAAAAGAAUCCGGAGAGAAGAAAAGUUUGUUGUCUGGUCUAUUCAUGCAAGAGAAACAAACCAAGUCACAAGUUGAUCCAGAGGAUAAAGCAUACACUACAACCAAUGAGGAUUUGCUCAAAAGACCACUAUAUGUUUCUGAAGCAACAUCUUCAGCAAAGGCUGUUGAGAAACCUGUCUUAAAGUCUUUGGAUAAACAAUCGGAAAAGCCUCUGAGAAAGAAGACCGAUCAAAAUUGCAUAUUACAUCAGAAUCCAACAGGAAUUCAAAUACCGCCUCAACCUGUUGCUCCAGAAACUACGGAAAUAGUUGCUGUGGGCUCUGUGACACCAUCAAGUUCGUGGCAGAACAAACCUCUUUUGGAUCAUCAAAAGCCAAUUCCUGUCGCAUUUGAGCGUUCCAGAAGACUCGGCUCUUUUAGUAGUAUCGUAAGCGAUACUACUAGAGAACGGUAUUAUCAUGAAUCGAAUGCACCUCCGGCUGCUCAGACCAUUUUACCUACUGCUCUUUCUACCCAUAUGUUUUUGCCUAAUAACGUCCACCAACAAAGGAUGGCAUUACGUGGAGGAAGUCUUCAAUCAGAUUUUGAUACUGAAAUAGCCAAAAAGGUAGCAUCGAGACGUGAAUCGAUGGAUAUCCCUUCCAAAAACAGAAACAAUUUCUUCCUCAAGACUAGAAUGGAAAUCUCAGAAGAAGAAAGCUUCGCUAGAGCAUAUGGCAGAUGUGUCAAGAAGUGA
Kluyveromyces lactis is the source of this 1995-nucleotide messenger RNA. It is a transcript of the gene MKS1, whose product is annotated as Mks1p. The transcript has a single exon. The record is from RefSeq and is a predicted model, not a curated record. Gene Ontology annotation, biological process: regulation of nitrogen utilization; negative regulation of transcription by RNA polymerase II; mitochondria-nucleus signaling pathway. NCBI's taxonomy places the organism in Eukaryota, Fungi, Ascomycota, Saccharomycetes, Saccharomycetales, Saccharomycetaceae. Gene Ontology annotation, cellular component: cytoplasm. Bases 1 to 1995 code for a protein of 664 amino acids.